GGGGCCUGAAACACAUGGCAAAUAAAGGCCACUGGAGCCCAUCUCCGUCGGGGGCCGAACAGGAAGUGAGGUGGAUUUUGGGGUGGAAUCUGGUACCUCAGAGCUACUGCAGCCCAGACUAACCAACCCACUGGGAGAAGAUGUCAGGGGGUUUAGGAGUCCUUGGAGUCCUGCCUCUCCUCCUCCUCUUCCUGUCUGAAGCCUGCCUGGGCCCUGGAUGCCAGGCCCUGAAGAUAAAGGUUCCACCAUCAGUGACAGUGAACUUGGGAGAUGAAGCCCGCCUCACCUGCGAACACGAUGGCAACAACCCUAAUAUCACAUGGUGGUACAGCCUUCUCUCCAACGACACCUUUCAGUUCGUUGGCUCUAUGCUCCCAGUGUCGCUGGGUCCUGGCCAGGGGCCCAGAGGCGAAUUGGUCAUCUCCAACGUAAACGAGAGCCAUAGGGGCAUGUACAGGUGCCUUGUGGAAGAAAACAGCGUGCCACAACUCUCCUGUGGCACCUACCUCCGAGUGCGUAAGCCAGUCCCUAGGCCCUUCCUGGAAAUGGGGGAAGGCACCAAGAACCGCAUCAUCACGGCUGAGGGGAUCAUCUUGCUAUUCUGUGCAGUGGUACCAGGGACGCUGCUGCUAUUCAGGAAGCGAUGGCAGAAUGAGAAGUUUGGGGUGGACAUUCCAGAUGACUAUGAAGAUGAAAAUCUUUAUGAGGGCCUGAAUCUUGAUGACUGCUCUAUGUACGAGGACAUCUCCAGGGGACUCCAGGGCACCUACCAGGAUGUGGGCAGUCUCAACAUUGGAGAUGUCCAGCUGGAGAAGCCAUGACUGACCCUUCCCAUCCCCCAUCCUGCUGGGCUGUCUGUCCAUCCCUGCCUGGACUUCCCCUGGAGUCCCCCUUUCCCAGUCUCUGUCCCUCUGGGGUAUCUCACCCUUGCUUCCAUACUGCCCCACCCUACUCUCCCACCUAAUCUUGUCCCUUCCCCAAGUCUGUCCCGGGUUCCCUCUCCAGUGGGUAAUGAGCCCUUAAUCGCUGCCUCUAGGGGAGCUGAUUACAGCCACCUCGUUAGUGUCACCCCCUCCUCCCAGAUCUGUCAUGGCCACUUAAGUGCUAAUAAAUCCUUCCCAAAGCA
Messenger RNA from Peromyscus californicus insignis, 1126 nucleotides. It is a transcript of the gene Cd79a, whose product is annotated as CD79a molecule. Bases 141 to 821 code for a protein of 226 amino acids. NCBI's taxonomy places the organism in Eukaryota, Metazoa, Chordata, Mammalia, Rodentia, Cricetidae. Gene Ontology annotation, molecular function: transmembrane signaling receptor activity. The transcript is spliced from 5 exons. Gene Ontology annotation, cellular component: membrane; B cell receptor complex; external side of plasma membrane. The record is from RefSeq and is a predicted model, not a curated record. Gene Ontology annotation, biological process: B cell differentiation; B cell receptor signaling pathway.